AUGCGGUACAUUUAUCCACAAAUUUUGGAUUCAUUGUUUAUCGAAUCACUCCGUUAUGUUGAUUACAUUUAUCUUCAAAAACAUAAAGGUGAAAAAGAAUUACGUCCUCAAUAUGCACUAUCUUUAGAGCGUUAUAAAUAUAGUUAUGACUGGACAGAAGUGUAUAAAUAUUUCAAGCGAAUGUGGAACCAAAUCAAAAUAGCCGUGUUACUAUAUUUUCUGUCACUUUUACCCUUCAUAGGGGCACUUGUUUAUCCAGUAGCCAGUGCGUAUGCAUUGAUACGUUCUAUAGGCUAUAAACCUGCUAUUACCGUAGGUGUGUUGAUGUAUAUUACUCCGGGAACAAAACCAUUUGCCAUGGUUUUUCUUGAAACCUUACUUUCUUCGAGAGCUUUGAUGCGCGAACUAUUAGAGCCUUACUUUGGUAGAAUCAAUUUCGAAGACAAAGAAAAACGGAAAUGGUUCAGAGAAAGGGAAGGAAUAUUAUUUGGCUUUUCCAUUGGCUUCUAUCCAUUAGUAAGACUACCCUUGAUCGGAAUGUUAUUCUAUGGUGUGGCACAGGCCGCUGCUGCUUUUGUUCUCAUCAAAACCACAGAUCCUCCGCCACCUCCACACCUUAUUUCUACAUACAAGUUAGAUUAUCAUUACAAAGAUCCUAGAGAGAAGAAGCAUAAAGGACAAUGA
Molecule: messenger RNA, 684 nt
Organism: Acaulospora colombiana
Lineage: Eukaryota; Fungi; Glomeromycota; Glomeromycetes; Diversisporales; Acaulosporaceae
Source: the annotation of a GenBank genome assembly